GAUAAGAACCGGAGAGGAGACUGGGCAGAGAGAAGCUGGAAAGAGAGAGAGGCAAAGGCUGAUCUAUUAUUGAAUCUACACAUACAGUGGAGUACAAUUCUUGAUUUGCUCUCUGAUCGUUCGUCAGAUCCAAAAUUUUGCAAAAACUGAAUGAGUUGCUUUCAUGGUCGUUGAAGAUCGGACAUGAGAAGCGUGAACAAUAGCAGCGUCGACACCAUCAACGCCGCUGCCUCUGCAAUCGUCUCCGCUGAGUCCCGCGUCCAGCCAACCGCUGUUCAGAAAAGAAGAUGGGGAAGCUGCUGGAAUCUUCGCUGGUGCUUUGGAUCUUAUAAGAACAAAAAGCGAAUUGGCCAUGCAGUUCUUGUUCCUGAGCCUGAUCCUCCAGGAGCAGCAGUGCCUGCUACUGAAAAUCCAAUCCACUCAACUGCCAUUGUACUUCCAUUCAUUGCUCCUCCAUCAUCUCCCACGUCAUUCCUCCAAUCUGAGCCUCCAUCUGCAACCCAAUCGCCAGCAGGAUUACUUUCACUGACAUCCCUUUCUGUCAAUGCCUAUUCCCCAGGUGGAACACCAUCCAUAUUUGCCAUAGGACCUUAUGCACAUGAGACUCAAUUGGUUUCACCGCCAGUAUUUUCUACCUACACCACUGAACCAUCAACUGCUUCCUUCACGCCCCCGCCCGAAUCUGUUCUAUUCACGACACCUUCCUCCCCUGAAGUGCCAUUUGCUCAGUUGCUAACAUCUUCAUUGGAAAGAGCUCGAAGAAACAGUGGGAUGAAUCAGAAGUUUGGGUUGUCUCAUUAUGAAUUACAGUCUUAUCAGCUUUACCCAGGGAGCCCUGGUGGUUACCUUAUCUCACCAGGUUCUGCUAUCUCUAAUUCUGGUACUUCAUCCCCUUUUCCUAACAAACAUCCCGUCCUUGAUUUCCAUCUGAGUGAUCCCAAGCGCUUGGGCUUGGAACAUUUUACUACCUAUAGAUGGGGUUCAAGGCUAGGUUCUGGAUCAUUAACACCAGAUGGUGUUGGCCAUGGUUCACGGCUAGGCUCAGGAUCUCUAACUCCAGAUGGUAUGGGACUGGGUUCAAGGUUGGGAUCAGGAACUCUGACACCAGACGUCAUGGGGCAGGGUUCAAGGCUGGGUUCAGGAACUCUGACUCCUGAUGGCAUGGGGCAGGGUUCAAGGCUGGGUUCUGGAACUCUGACUCCUGUUGGCAUGGGGCAGGGUUCAGGAGCUCUGACUUCUGAUUGUGUAGGGCUGUGUUCAAGGUUGGAUUCUGGAGCUUUGACACAUGAUGGCAUGAGGCCUGCCCCUCAUGAUGGCCUCCUGGAGAAUCAGAUAUCUGAGGUUGCAUCACUUGCCAAUUCUGAGAAUGGAUCUAAAGGUGACGAUAUUUUGAUACAUCAUAGGGUCUCUUUUGAGUUGAGCGGUGAAGAUGUUGCACGCUGCUUUGAAAAUAAAGCAAUGAAAUCAACUGGAACUGUAUCAGAAUUUUCACGAGAUGUGGUGGCAGUGGACCAAACAGGACAAGAUGGGAUAUUGAUGCAUAGUGAACAUUGUUGUGAUUUGUGCAAGGAAUGUAGCAAUGAAGAGUCUAAGAAAGCUUUAGGAGAAUCAGAAAAUGAACCUUGCUAUAGAAAGCAUCGUUCUAUUACUCUCGGAUCAACCAAAGAGUUCAACUUUGAUAACACGAAAGGGGAAGUGCCCGACAAGCUUAUAGCCAGCUCUGAAUGGUGGGCAAAUAGAACAGCUAUUGAGAAAGAAGCUAGGCCUGACAACAGUUGGAGUUUCUUUCCACAGCUGCAGCAAGGAGUCAGCUAAUGAUGAAGAAGCUAAGGCUACAUGUUUUCGUCUCUUAUGUUUGUGGACUUUAAAAUGGAUAUACUGUACUUGUUCACUAACUUAUCGGAUGUAUCCAAGUUAUCAUCGACAGAGGGAUGGAUUGCAGUGAUGAGAGGACCAUUCUCCAGCCCUUCUACACCACAAAAGAUAUUGCAGCGAGGAAACAGUCUGCAGAAUUCAGUAGUUUGGGUACCAUUGUAGUAUUCUUUUUAGCUUUUCUUUACUUGAUCUUACACCAAAAGAAUAGCAUUUAAAUAUAGGCAUUGCGUUGCUGAUUUUUUUUUUCCCCGAUAUGUGUAAUAGCAAGAAAUUACUUUUCCACUUUGGGGAACUUGCAUCUCAUUUGAUGAUUACAUAUACAUGGUUGUAUAUCCUCUUCAAUUUCUGCUUUAGUGGAGGCUCCUGUACAUUCUGCCAAAUGUAUGAACCAUCUUUCCAACAAAUGGGUGUGGAGAUGAACUUCAACAUCUCAUAUUAAUGGCUUUUAUGGUUUGCUAAA
Molecule: messenger RNA, 2335 nt
Organism: Tripterygium wilfordii
Lineage: Eukaryota; Viridiplantae; Streptophyta; Magnoliopsida; Celastrales; Celastraceae
Exons: 2
Coding region: 184-1815 (543 amino acids)
Source: RefSeq, a predicted model, not a curated record